Messenger RNA from Acanthosepion pharaonis, 669 nucleotides. NCBI's taxonomy places the organism in Eukaryota, Metazoa, Mollusca, Cephalopoda, Sepiida, Sepiidae. The record is from the annotation of a GenBank genome assembly.
AUGAGAGGUUUAUUUUUUUGUACGCUCUCCUCCCUCCCCCUCUCUCCCCCUCUCCCUCUCUCAUCCUUUCCAUCUCUCUCCCUUCCUCUCUCUCUCCCCCCUCUCCCCCCUCUCCAUCUCUCUCAUCCUUUCCAUCUUUCUCCCCUCCCUCUCCCCUCUCCCCCCCUCUCCCCCCUCUCCAUCUCUCUCAUCCUUUCCAUCUCUCUCCCCUCCCUCUCCCUCCCCUCUCCAUCUCCUCUCAUCCUUUCCAUCUUUCUCCCCUCCCUCUCCUCUCUCUCCCCUCUCUCCCCUCUCCAUCUCUCUCAUCCUUUCCAUCUCUCUCCCCUCCCUCUCCCUCUCUCCCCUCUCCAUCUCUCUCAUCCUUUCCAUCUCUCCCUCCCUCUCCCCCCUCUCUCCCCUCUCCAUCUCUCUCAUCCUUUCCAUCUCUCUCCCUCCCUCUCCCUCUCUCUCCCCUCUCUCCCCCCUCUCCAUCUCUCUCAUCCUUUCCAUCUCUCUCCCCUCCCUCUCCCUCUCUCUCCCCCUCUCCAUCUCUCUCAUCCUUUCCAUCUCUCCCCUCCUCUCCCUCUCUCCCCCUCUCUCCCCCUCUCUAUCUCUCUCAUCCUUUCCAUCUCUCUCCCCUCCCUCUCCCUUAAUCUCCCCCUCUCUCUCCCUCUCCCUCUCUCUCUAUAA